Myxocyprinus asiaticus (Chinese sucker) is the source of this 5600-nucleotide messenger RNA. RefSeq names its product complement C3-like. The record is from RefSeq and is a predicted model, not a curated record. Gene Ontology annotation, cellular component: extracellular region. The coding region runs from base 62 to 5353 and encodes 1763 amino acids. NCBI's taxonomy places the organism in Eukaryota, Metazoa, Chordata, Actinopteri, Cypriniformes, Catostomidae. The transcript has 43 exons. Gene Ontology annotation, molecular function: endopeptidase inhibitor activity; protein binding.
UAUACUUCAGCUCUGCUGUUGUUGUGGCCUCAUUAUUGUGAGUGGUUACUCCAGUUUGAAGAUGCAGUUUCUUCCACUGCUGUUAUGGAUGGCAUUGCUCUGUCACAUGUCCGAUGCCCAGGUUUUAUCUCGAACACGCAGGAGGACAGUAUGGAGACCUCAUGUACGAUUAAGUGAGCCGGUCCCUGACCUGUCUCCAUCGUUUACUCUUCUGACUCCAGCAAAGCUGAGGACUGGAACAAAACAGAACAUCCUACUAGAGGGCCACAACGUGAACCAGGUUAUAAAGGUCUCAAUCAAGAUCAGUGACUACCCGGUUACAUCUGUUCUGCUGGAGGACUAUGUCAUCCUCAGUUCAGGCAACAGCUACAGCGCUCUUAAAACUAUUGAGAUCAAUCCAAAUAUGGUAAAUGCUGAUGAAAAGAAGAUGAAAUAUGUGCAGCUGGUUGCUCAGUUUGGUGAUUUUCAUCGAGCAGAGCGAGUGAUAAUGGUGUCAUUUCAGUCUGGAUACAUUUUCAUACAGACUGAUAAACCUGUUUACAACCCUGGAGACACAGUGCGCAGCAGAGCUUUUGUAUCCAAUUCUGAAUUCUGUGCUUUCGACAGAAUAAUAUCUCUGGAGAUUCAGAACCCAUAUGGUAUAGCAGUACACGGUACUGCAAAAGCCAAAGCAAUUGAUGGGAUACUCUCAAACACCUAUUCCCUCUCUACUGUGGCCAAAGAAGGCAGGUGGAAAGUUGUUGCAAAGUUUGACCAGGGAAAAGAAAACGCAUUCAGUAGAGAGUUUGAAGUAAAGAAAUAUGUACUGCCAGCGUUUAAUGUCACUCUAACACCAAAGAAAUCCCACCUCAGCCUAGAUGAGGAAAAGUUGGAGGUAGAAGUCACAGCCAGGUACCUAUAUGGUGCUCCAGUUCAGGGUGUUGCAUACGUGCUGUUUGGUAUUGAAAUGAAUGGCGAGAAGAAGAGACUCUCAUCUAUGAAGCAACUGAAUGAUUUGGAUGGAGGGACAGUUAGUUUGACCAUGGAGGAGAUAAAGAGAGUGUAUCCUUAUACAAACAUCCUAGUGGGGUCUUCUGUGUAUGUCAAAGCUUCAGUAAUGACCAGCUCAGGCAGUGACCUUGUGGAAGCAGAAAAAUCUGGCAUCAAAAUAGUGACGUCACCCUACAUGCUCUCCUUCAGAGACACACCUCAGUAUUUUAAACCUGGCCUACCGUUUGACAUAACGGUUGCAGUGAGUCACCAUGAUGGAUCUCCAGCUCCUAAUAUUCCAGUUCAAAUUAGCUUUCUUCAAAGCCCAAUCACUGUACACACCGGUACCGUCAGAACUUCUCUUAACAUGCCUGCUAUUAUCACACCACAGAUAUUGAAAGUGGAGACAGUAAGUCCAUUACUUAAACCAGAACAGCAGGCUGUACAGGAGAUGCGCGUGGAGCCAUAUUCCCCUUAUCUGAGUUACAGUCAAAACUACCUGUAUAUUUCAAUGGGCACCAACAGAGUGGAGGUGGGGAACAGUCUUAAUAUCAAAGUGCACAUCAAAACUUCCUCAACAGAAAACAGAGGACUUGUGGAGCAGCUGACAUAUGCUGUUUUAAGUAAGGGGAAAAUAAUCCAAGGCGGCAGGGUGAAUGUCAAAGGCCAGGAUACAACGAACAUUCCUCUGCUGAUUACCACAGAAAUGUUACCUGCAUUUCGGUUUGUGGCGUACUACAUGUUGCCAUGGAAGUUCAGAGCAGAAGUGGUGGCAGACUCGGUCUUGGUGGAUGUGGAGGACCGGUGUGUUGGUUCGCUCAAUGUAGGUCCAGCGGAUGGAGAAGAACUAAAUAACUACACACCAGGCAGCAGCUUUAAAUUCCAAGUUAAAGGUGACCCAGGAGCAAAGGUCAGCUUGGUUGCUGUGGAUAAUGCCAUUUUUCUGUUGAGUAAAAACCGUUUGACACAAAGAAAGGUGUGGGAAGUGGUGGGUCAGGGUGAUAUGGGCUGCACUGCAGGAGGAGGCAGGGACAGUAUGGGUGUUUUCAGUGAUGCAGGGCUGAUUUUUUAUUCCAGCUCUGGUGUUACCACUGACUCCAGCAGAGGUGGUUGCAACAGUAGAUCUAGGAGAAGACGUUCUGCUGCCAGACUGCAACUUAGAGAGCAGCUGGAGAAGGAGUACUCCGACAAGUUUCUACAGAGAUGUUGUGUGGACGGUAUGAGGGAGAUUCCUAUGCCGUACUCGUGCUAUCGCCGCUCCCUCUAUAUCACAGAGGACUGGAGCUGUGUCUUAGCUUUCCUCCGCUGUUGUGCACAAUACAGAGGGGAGGAGCUGGGUACCAUUACCAGACCUCCAACAACCACCACUCCACCCACCACCACCACCACCCUUAUAUUAUUCGAUGCACCUAUAUUACAUAGCUUUCAUAUGGAUAGAUAUGCUCAUGAUGUCAUUCGCCCACAUUUAUACGCAUUGCGUCCCGACCGUCCAUUGCUUCAAGGGCUUCCAGGGCUUUCAGGGUCUCGAGAAAUGUCUGUCAGUGCUCGAGUGUUCGAGAAGUCAGAGACAAUUUCCAACGUGAAUGCUGUUGUAACUGCAAAGAUCGAAGUGGAGGAAGAGGAGUUUGAUGAAAAUGAAUAUGCUGACAUAGAAGACAUUUAUGUACGCACCAGGUUCUUUGAGUCAUGGCUGUGGACUGAUAUCAGACUGCCCAACGUACCCAAGUCUGGGAGCAAAGAUGGGUUAGCUGUAUAUACAGUGGACACUGUUCUACCUGACAGUAUCACUCAGUGGGGGUUUCUAGGUGUCAGUGCUUCACCUGAAACAGGUUUCUGUGUUGCCGAACCUUACCAUGUCCGUGCAUGGAAGCCGUUUUUUGUAGAUCUGCGGUUGCCUCACUCGGUGUCCAGAAAUGAACAUGUGGAAAUCAAAGCUGUGGUUCACAACUACAAGAAUUCCAAACUCGAGGUAAUGGUGAUCCUGGGUAAGACAGAGGACAUGUGUAGUGUGGCAUUUAACGGACCCCACGCACAGAAAAUUUUUGUACAGGCCAGCUCUUCAGUUCUCCUCUCGUACACCAUCAUCCCCCUUAAAACAGGAGAGCUUCCCCUACAACUCACAGCUGUUGCAGACUCCUUCAUGGGGCAGGAUGCAGUGAGGAAGAAUCUACGUGUGGUGGUAGAGGGCAUCCAAACAAUUAAAGUGAGGAGCUUUGUGUUGAACCCCUCUGAGAAAGGAGACUUUGUUGGAAGACAGAAGGUAACAGUGGAUAAGUUACAGUUGGACUCUGUUGUGCCAAGAUCUCUGCCAGAAACAUUUAUCAAUGUCAGAGGUGAUUUGUUGGCAGACAGCAUUGAUAACUCCAUUAAUGAAGACUCUCUGGCAACGUUGAUCCGUAUGCCUGGUGGCUGUGUGGAGCAGAAUCUGGCCAGUAUCACACUGCCACUAAUUGCAGCUCAUUAUUUGGACAGUAGUGCACAGUGGGACAAAGUGGGAAUAAAUCGCAGAGAAGAGGCCAUCAAAUACAUACAGAAAGGUUAUGAAAACCAACUUAAUUAUAGAAAAAAAGAUGACUCGUACCCUCCCUACCGUAACGAAGGCACCAGCACAUGGAUCACUGCAUAUGUAGUGAAGGUGUUCUCUAUGGCACACUCGUUUAUUUCUGUCAGUGAGAAGCAUUUGUGUGGGCCUCUACUGUAUCUACUAGAGAAUAAACAGCGUCCAGAUGGAUCCUUUCAGGAGGACAAUCCUGUCUACACCACCAGUAUGACGGGAGGCCUGCAGGGUUCUGAAUCCAGAGCGUCUCUGACUGCAUUUGUGCUGAUUGCUUUGGCAGAAGCACAAAAUGCCAUUACCUGCCAAAAGCCAGGCCUCAACAUUGAGGACAAGUACAGAAAAGCAGCUGUGUAUCUAAGGGAACAAUUUCCCCUGCUGAAGAGGCCAUACACAGCAGCUAUAGCAUGCUACGCUUUAACAGUAUCCAACCAAGGCUGCAUGAAGAGCAUGCUGCUAAAGUUAGCCUCUCCAGAUCAUACUCACUGGCCUGACUCUGAUAAUCGUUUCUUCACUCUGGAAGCAACUGGCUAUGCAUUGUUAGCACUGCUCAAAGGAGGCCAUAUGGAAGAGGCAGCCGCCCCCUUUCGAUGGCUGAACGAACAUCGUGGCAUUGGGGGAGCAUACGGCUCUACUCAGUCCACCAUGGUAGUGCUGCAGGCCCUGUCUGAGUACCUCAUGAAGAGGCCUCCUCCUCCUGAUCUUAAUUUGCUGGUAGAACUCAGUGUGCCCGGUCGCAGUGAUGUACGCUGGACCUUCAAUCCCAAAGUGGCUUAUGUGGCUCGAACUUCACGGGUACCUUUUGACCAGGAAUUCUCAGUAGUGGCUUCUGGGAAUGGCAAGGGCAUAUUGGAGGUAGUGACAGUUUAUCACCAGCUUCCCGAGGUGUAUGAGAAAAGCACAUGUAAUGGCUUUCAGCUGGAUGUGUCCAUCGCAGAGACUGCUGAAAAAACCCCACCAGAUGUUGAAAAGUCCUACAGACUCGAUAUCACUGUGAAAGCUCUGGAGGGACACCAAGUGAGGAUGGUGAUUUUGGAUAUCGGCCUGCCAACUGGCUUUGAGCCUGAAAACUCUGACUUAGAGCUGCUCACAAAUUCAGUGGACCGCUACAUCAACAACUUCCAAGUGGUGGACAACCUGAGUGACAGAGGAUCCCUCAUAAUACACCUAUUUAAGGUGUCCAGCACUGACGCAGAGAUGAUCUCAUUCAGACUCAAUCAGAAGUUUAAAGUGGGGCUCCUCCAGCCUUCCACUAUUACAGUUUACCAGUACUACAACAAAGAUAAAUGCUGUAGCAGGUUUUACUCUCCUCCUGAAGACAAACAGCAGCUGGAUCAGAUCUGCAAAGAUGAUGUGUGCCGCUGCACACAGGGUGACUGCUGUGUAAUCAAAGCAGACUCCUUGUCUUUUGGUGAAAAUCAGAGAAAGAAUGCUGUGUGCAAUGGAUUACAUCAUGCCUAUAGGGUUAGACUGAUCAGUGUCAGCCAGAGCCACUAUGACCAGUACGAGAUGGAGAUUGUGCAGGUUAUUAAAGAGGGGAUGGAAGAUGACUUGAAAGAAAACAACAGGAGAAUGUUUCUCUCUCAUGCAAGCUGCAGGGCAGGGCUUAGUUUGAGAGAGGGUCAGGACUAUCUCAUCAUAGGCCCACUCACUGAUAUUUGGCAUGCAGGAAGCUCAUCCAACAAGUAUGUGUAUAUGCUGGGUAAGGACACAUGGGUGGAGCGCUGGCCAUCGGUGUCAGAAUGUGGGAGUGGCUCCACACUGCAAGUCAAAUGCACCGAGCUGAAGAACUUUGCAGAAUCACUGACACAGAGCGGCUGUCAGACUUGAGAGAUCUUAUAAACCAUUUUAUCUGACCACACGAAUGACAAAACCAAACUAUUUUUAUUCUGUGAAUUUUGCCAUUCUGUGUUUUUGAUUUAAAUCUAUAUGUCACAGCUCUCCAUGUACCUUAAAAACACACACACGCAAACAACAAACAAUGAUUUUUCUAAAUUGUGCAAUCUCUGCCAAAACUUUUGUUUUUGUGGCAUACUGUAUUUUACUGGAUAUCAUUGAUAAAAGUAUUACAGAACUA